AAAAAACCUUCAAUGAGAGAAUGAGAAGGAGGACAGUUAGUGGGGUUCCUGGAUAUGUCACCCGAUCCUCCACUGGACUGAAUGAUAAGAAACAUUUCAAGAAAGACAGAGAAUCUGCCUCCUAUCAAGAGCACAAACCUAAGUACACAUCCUCUACUAUCCCGAGCGUGAAAGACAGAUCUGCCCUUUACCUCUCAAAGGUAGCAGCUGCAGACUCCUCAGGAUAUUUCGAGCAGCAAGGUAGUGUGUUCCAGGAGCACUUGAUCUCAAGUGGAAAGAAGAAAAAACAAAACAAGAUGGCAGGGGUAGCCAAACAGAUAAAAGUGACAGAUGCAUCCAGUGGAGAUGAUGAUGUUCCUCCUCCUCCACCUCCUCUACCAAGACCUCAGGUUCUGGAAUCACUUCAAAAGUCUCAAAACCAGAACUUCCUGCCCGUACCACCUCCAAAAGAAACCUUCUCAGAGUUCUACCAACAACGGCAAAAAAGUGAACUGAAGCGUCUUUUUAAACACAUUCAUCCUGAACUGAAGAUGAAUAUUGAUGAUGUUAUAGAUGAUGAAGUGAUAGGUGCAAUAAAUCCCCAAGCAGUAGACACAGCAUAUCAGGCAGAAGUCCAGUCUAUGCGCUGGAUAUUUGAGAACUGGACUCUUGACAACAUUGGAGACCCACAUGAGACUAAAAAGCUUCUCAGUGAGGAAAAUCUUCAAGGUGGGGAUGUGAGGGGCAAAUCCUCUUUGUUUGAGCAUUCAGUGUUUGAUAGUCAACACACAACAGCGGGAGAGAGGCCAGGUAUAGUCAAAGGAGAUGUUCGCACGGCCACGUGGUUGUUUGAGACACAGCCCCUAGAUUCAAUCAGUCAGUCAAAGAUGGAGAAUGAGGAAAUCGUGGAGGUCGUACUGAAGGAACCUGUUCAGAAGGGAGAUGUGAGAGGUACACGUCUCUUGUUUGAAUCCAAACCACUGGACGCUUUAGGCCGCUGCUGCUCAGUUGAAGACCAACAUUUCCUAACACUCAAAUCAGAACUCCAGGAGAACAAAGGAGACGUGAAGAAAACAGUCAAACUCUUUCAAGCAGAUCCCAGUUGUGCGAUUAGGGAUAGCAGUGGCAAAAUCCAUGAAAUCAAAUCAAUCUGUAGAGAAGAAAUCCAGGGCAGUGACUUUAAAACAGCACGUUGGCUUUUUGAAACUCAACCCUUGAAUGACAUUAAUAAAGGAGCUGGUGUGCAGAUUAUUCGCGGGAUCUCACUUGAGGAAGCCCAGAAAGGUGGUGUUGAUAAGAAAAAAUGGAUGUUUGAGACCCAACCGCUUGAUGCGAUUCAUGAAGGUGCUGUGGAAGAACAAAAGUUCAAAGGAACAGUGGAGGACAUCUCUGGGGAAGCAGAUGUUCAUAACAAACUAAAACUAUUUGAAAACCAACCUCUGUCAUCUCUUAAAGAAGAGUCUGUGGGUGAAAUUUCAGAGGAGGAGGCAAUUAUUGGAGGAAAUGUAGAAUCCACACUAUGGCUUUUUGAAACUCAGCCCAUGGACACUCUGAAAGACAGCUAUGAGGUGGGACAGCUCAAAAAAGUUGUGGUGUCAAGUGAAGAAAAAGGCGAAGUUAAAGACAAAAGGUUGCAGUUUGAGAAAUUCAGUGUUGGUAAAACAACAAGUGAUAGUGCAAACAAAGUUCAAGAUGUUGAGAAAGGAGAUGUAAAGACUUUCAAGAACCUUUUUGAAACUUUACCUCUUAGUAACAUCUCUGAGAAAGCACAAAGUCAUAUCGAUGGGAACCGUUCACUGUUUGAAACCACACCGUUGUAUGCAAUUAAAGAUUGUGCUGGAAAUUUCCACAAGGUUACAACUGUCAGUAGAGAAGAAUGCAUCAAAGGGAAUGUACAGAAUUACAAAUGGAUGUUUGAGACGAGACCCUUAGACCAAUUUGAAGAAGGUAGUGGAAAAGUAGAGCUCAUCAAGGGCAUUACAAGACAAGAGGACAUGGCAAGUGAUGUGAGGACAGCUAAAUGGAUGUUUGAAACACAACCUUUGGACUGCAUCAAUACAAAGAGUCAGAAAGAAGCAGGUUCAACAGUAACACCAGAAGAAUUUCAAAAGGGUAAUGUGAAGACGUGCAAAUGGCUGUUCGAGACACAACCAAUGGACAUUUUGUAUGAGAAAUCAGAUAGGAACCAGGAUGUAGAACCAGUGCCAAAAGCUGAUGUGAAGUCACACACUUGGUUUUUUGAAACACAGCCACUGGAUAACAUUAAAAAUAAGGAGGACUUCAAUUUGAAAUUGAGCAGUACUGUGCAGGAAGACAUAAAAAGUGAUAUGAAUGUGAAGACGGUGAAACACCUGUUUGAAACAGAAACUUUGGACAGAAUAACAAAGCAAACAGAUUCUGGACAAAAUGUAAGAUAUGUCAGUCAGGUGGAUAUCCAGUCUGGAGAUGUCUCACGUGUCAAGGAAAUCUUUGAAUCCAAGUCCCUUCAUGAAAUUGGAAGUGAAUGUGUCAAAGACUCUAAGGAGCAGAAAAAUGAAAUUCAGUCUGGAUCAGUCCACAAAUUCACUUGGCUGUUCGAGAAUCAACCUAUCAGCGACAUUAAUGAGAAGGAGGACAAAAUAACUGCCAGUGUCAGUGAUGUUGAGGGUGGUGAUGUUGGAAGCAAGAAGUUUAUUUUCGAAACUUUCUCUCUGGACAAAAUUCAGGAUGAAGACAAACUACUUGAGCACCAGUCAAUGAGUGUCGAGAAUCCCACAAGCAGUAGUGGAAAUGUGAAGUCCAGCACUAUGCUUUUUGAAUCUCAGCCGUUAUAUGCAAUAAGAGACAAGGAUGGACAGUUUCAUGAAGUUACCACUGUAAAGAAAGAGGAAGUGAUGAGAGGAGAUGUCAGGGGUGCAAGGUGGAUGUUUGAAACCAAGCCACUGGACACUAUUCAAGCAGGCAAAGAAAUCUAUGUCAUCCGUGCGGUAACACAAGAGGAUGUGUGCAAGGGAGAUGUGAAAUCAGCACGUUGGAAGUUUGAGACUCAGCCCUUUGACUCCUUCACACCUUGUGAAGGGCCAUCGGUGAAGGUUGUUGAAGAUUUUGACAAUGGGAAAAGUGUGCAACAAAGCAAGCAACUCUUUGAGACUGAGCAAGCAGGCCAAAAGAAGUUUGUGCGAAUGGUGAGUGUUACAGACGUUCAACAAGGUGAUGUACGUACCUCAACCUGGCUGUUUGAGAAUCAACCUAUUGAUACUCUAAAAGGUGAGCCAGAUGAGAAGAACACCUUGACAACUGUACAUCGAGAGGAUAACACAAAGGGAGAUGUAAAACGUUGCACUUGGUUAUUCGAAUCACAGCCCUUAGAUAAAAUAAAGAAUGAUGAAUCUACUGAAGAGCUUGCCUCAUCAAAGGAAGAAAUCCCCAAGGCAGAUGUCAAAAGCACAACCUGGUUAUUCGAGACCACACCACUGGACAAAAUCACUGUAGAGAGUGUGACAGACAUACUCUACCGCCUUAGCCAUUAUUCAUUCAUUCAUUCAAGUGGAAUCAUCAUCCAGGCAAAUGAUUAUAAGUAUGUAAACAUGGCAAAAUAUCAGAUUGUGCAAAGCGAGGGGCCUAAAGUUCAAAAGGAGGAAGUUGUUGAAGGAAACAUCAGGAAUAUAAUGCUGCAGUUACUGUUCAAACCGAACCUGAAACCUAAAGUUGUUCUACUUAAAGAGGAUGAACAAGGCAAGAUGCACAGCACAGUGCUUGAAAUCCCAUUUCAACAGCCUGGAUACACAGAUAACCCUGAUGCAGAGUGUAAGACCCAAGAAGCAGUUAAAAUUAUUGAGAACUUGCUCAUCCAACAAAAAACUAUCAAGACAGGCUUGGUGAUGCAAGAAUCUGAAGGUGGGCAGCCAGAGAUGACAGUGUAUUCCCUCCAAUGUCAAAGCUGCAUGACUGAGUCGCAAGACAUUGCACGAGGAGAUGUCAAAUCCACCAUUGGCAACCUCCUUGCCACUGUCCACAACCAACAGACCAAAGCGACUUGCACACUGGAACAAAACGAAAGGGGGAAUGUUGAUUUGUAUCGAAGCUGUAUUGAAAAGGGUGACCUUAAGAGUCUACAGCAAGAACUUUCUGAGGAGGAGCUAUCAGCCUCUUGUAGAGAUAAAAUUGAAAUUAUUCAAGGUGAUGUAAAGGAAGCAAAGCGACACCUUAAUCAACAAAGGGAGCAGGCUGAAAGAACAGUCUUGGAUGUUGUACCAGGAGACGUGAAGAAUGUCAAAAAGGUUUUCUCAGAGGUCUGCAUAGACCUGGGCACUGGAAACUGCGUGCCAAAGGAGGAGAUUGUCAAAGGUGAUAUUUUGUCCGCCAUGCAGCAACUUCAUGAGGCAAUCAAACAGCCAGUCAUGGUCCAGAAGGAGGAAAUUGUUUCUGGGGACAUUAAAGCAACCCUUGAAUCCUUGGAGCAGGCAAAACAACAAAGCAAGCAUGUGGAGCGUGAGGUCAUCAAACCAGGCACUAUUUAUGAUGUGAAUGUAGAAGCAGAAGAAAUGGGCUCAGAAGAAAAUGAAAGGACAUUAAUUAAGGAGGAAAUCAUUUCAGGGGAUGUUAAGGCUGCCAAAAGAUCCCUGGAGAGGGCAAAGGACCAAAGCAUGAGAGUAGAACGAGAACCUGUCACUCCUGGAAAGCUAUAUAAUCUAAAUGAAUCAUCUCCGUGCCAAAGCAACACAACAAUGGAGCAGUCUACGACAUCCUCCUUGAGUAACCAGCGGAUUACUACAACAUUUCGAAAGUGACCGGAAGUGAGCAUCUGAUCAUCUCGGAACUCAAUUCAGAAUCUGUUAGCUCCAGCAUGGACUAUUUAAAGCCCUCUAACACUUUUGCAAAAGGCGAACAUCCACCACUCAUCCCACCAAAAACUGAUAAUCAGGUUAAAGAUCAGAAGCCAGUUAUUCCACAAAAGCCAUUGCACAUCAUCACCAGCUCCAAGCAUAUUGCAGAAACCCCACAUGUUUGUCCAAGCUCACCUGGGCAUAAUAAUAAGCAACAGACUCCAGAAAUCCCACCAAAGUUUACCAGCAAAACAGUAGAAACAUGCAACAUUCAUGAACCAGUUCAAAAGACAAACUUCAGAGAUCCUAUUGAUUUUCAGAAGAUGCAGUACACUGAGCAGUGGGUUCAAAAUUCCCACAUGCAACAUACUCCAUCAGUCAGUAAAACAGACCCUCUUAAUGAUGGUUCCUUUGCUUGUAAUAGAAUAGGAAUGGAGAAAAAUGUGAUUCAGAGGAUAAAUGCUGCAGAAGAGAUCAGGAUGUGUGUGCAGAGUUAUUCAAAGGACAAUGAAAAAUUAAACAAGGGGUUUAAGGUUGCACUUGAGAAUUUUGGGGAAAAGAAAACAACUAUGGAAACAACCUCAAUUUUCCCAAAGAAAAUUAAAGUUGUGCAAAAAGAAACCAUCCAGGAACAGGUUAAAACUUCCAAAGAGAACACAAAUAAACAUGAGUUAGACUCCGCCAGGAGAGACAGCCAUUCAACACCUGAAAUACGUGAAGUUCCUUCAAAGUACAAUCAAACUACUGAAGAGCAAAGUGAUUCUGAGAACAAAGUUGUUUUGAGAGAAAAGAAAGCAAGGAGAGAGACAGAAGAUGAGCACUGCUAGAGACUCUCCGUCCACAAAGAUGAGAUCAUGAGGGGCAACGUAAAAGCAGCCAUGGAGAUCUUCGAAAACCUUAUGAGACAUGAAGAGCUGAAGAUCAUUUUGUCGAAAGUUCAAGAAAUAGAGGGGGAAACUUGUGAGGUGGAUGUUAAAUCUCUAAAGACUUUAUUUGAGAAUGUGCCUGUUUGGAUUAGCAAACCAAUAAAAAAUAUGAAACACAGACAUUGUUCAAGAGCUGGCACAGAGACAGAGGGCUUAAGAGACGAUGUAGAGAGCAUGUCCUCUGUUGAGUCUGCAUUUGAGGACCUAGAGAAAGCAAGCAUGAACAUCAUCAAUUUAAAAGCACAGACAUUAGCUAAACUCUCAGAAAUAGAGGAAGCGAUUAAAAAAGCUCUGUACUCGGUCUCAGAUUUAAAGUCUGAGGCAGACAUUGCAGGGUUGUCAGGUCUGUUUAGUGAAUCCUUAAAUGCUGACAAUGUCUCGCCAAAUAAUAAAAACAUUAGGAAAAUUAGCAUUGUGUCCAGCAAAGCAAAACCUGUGCAAUCUAAACAGGUACAGGGCACUGAUAAUGCGGUACCACAUGUACAUCAAGUUCAAGUGGACAAACCAUGCUCAAAUGCCCCCUGCUCACCUUCAUUUAUUUUCAUUCUUUCUGCUGCAAGAAAACCUGUGGAGUCACCCACAUCCCUACAGCCUCACUCAGACAAACCAAAAGCAAAUGACCAACCUAAUGAAGGUAGUACCUUCAGACCAUCCUCCUCUGAGAAAAGCUCAGCCAGUCAUGUUUGUAGUCCUCCAAGUCCUAGAAGGAAAGUCAGCGUUCUUCAAGUACAGCGAGUUCCUGAGGUUGCAACUGGAAUCAUUGGCUCUAAAACUGUCAGUGAGAAAUAUGAAGAGAUAGACUGCUUUGGGAAUACUAACUUCUCUUCCAAAAGAUCUACAUUUGUUACCAGGCAGACCAAGAGUGAAUUAUCUGCCUCAUAUGAUGUAAUUACAAAUCCAGGGAGAUAUGAAGAAAUGGCCUCACCUGUUUUGCAAAGGUCUGGCCACCUUCUCCUCAGAUUCUCUGUCUAAAAACAAGGACAGAAAAGUGUUUGUUACUUUCGGUCAACCCAACACAGAAAAACAUUAACCUGGCUGCCCAUUUCAUUUUGUAGCAUUUUUGGUUGAUUUUUAGUUCCAUAUUUCUAUUUAAUAUAUAAAAAUGUUAUUUGUAUUGGUCCUCAUUUUAUAAGUGUGUACAAUAAAGAGUUUUAUUGUGA
This is a messenger RNA of Cyprinus carpio (common carp), 6870 nucleotides long. RefSeq names its product xin actin-binding repeat-containing protein 1-like. Gene Ontology annotation, biological process: actin cytoskeleton organization; actin filament organization. The transcript has 5 exons. The record is from RefSeq and is a predicted model, not a curated record. Bases 21 to 4748 code for a protein of 1575 amino acids. NCBI's taxonomy places the organism in Eukaryota, Metazoa, Chordata, Actinopteri, Cypriniformes, Cyprinidae. Gene Ontology annotation, cellular component: stress fiber; focal adhesion. Gene Ontology annotation, molecular function: actin filament binding.